Messenger RNA from Fukomys damarensis (Damara mole-rat), 2530 nucleotides. It is a transcript of the gene Cend1, whose product is annotated as cell cycle exit and neuronal differentiation 1. Lineage: Eukaryota; Metazoa; Chordata; Mammalia; Rodentia; Bathyergidae. The coding region runs from base 80 to 532 and encodes 150 amino acids. Gene Ontology annotation, biological process: cerebellar Purkinje cell differentiation; cerebellar granular layer maturation; cerebellum development. The record is from RefSeq and is a predicted model, not a curated record. The transcript has a single exon.
GCCCAUAUGAUGCCCAGGAGUGAGCUGUCCUGAGACACCUGCCUGUCUCAACACCUGCUCAGCUGCCAGCACCACCACCAUGGAGUCCAGGGCAAAGUCGGCCAGCAGUCCGAAGCCAGACACUAAGGUGCCUCAGGCCCCUGCUGAGGCCAAGGCCUCUCCAGCUGCUGAUGGAAAAGCCCCCUUGACCAAGACCGGGAAAAAGGAGACCCAAGCCGAGAAGCAGGAGCAGCCAGCAGCCCCUGCCUCUGGGAAGAAGGCCCCAGCCAAGGCUGACCCUGUCCUUCUCAACAACCACAGCAACCUGAAGCCAGCCCCCACAGCUCCUGUUGUCACUAGCAGUCCUGAGGCAACCCCAGAGCCCAAGGGCCCUGGGGAUGGAGCGGAAGAGGAUGAAUCUACCACUAGGGGCCCAGGGGGCCAAGGUCCUUGGCCCUGUGAGAACUUCACACCCCUGCUGGUGGCUGGGGGUGUGGCUGUGGCAGCAGUGGCCCUAAUUCUUGGUGUGGCCUUCUUGGCCCGGAAAAAAUGAUUCCUUGAUGCUCAGUGUCGGGGGGCGGGGGUGCACAGAGCCACUUCCUGUACAGAACUGGGAGCUAGUGCAUGCGAGUUUACAAUACCUAUCUAUAUCUACACACAUACAUCGUAUCCUAUACAUAUAUGUACACCCCUUCCCCCAUGUACACAGCGGGAGAGACUGACAGUGAGCCACCUCUGCUGACCCCAGCACAGUCCCCUCCAAGCUGUAGGACAGGAGCUUGGGCUCUGGGCUUACAGGGCAGAGCUUACCUGCAGGGUUAGGAAGGAAGGAACAGACCCUGUGUGUGGCUAUCUGCCGGUCUCCAAAGGACCAGUGGUGGGAUGGGCAGGCCCUGUGGGUCCCUAAAGGGUGUGGUAGCUCAUGUCCCCUGUCCUGCUCUGGACCUGAUGAUGCGGGUAUUGCCCUGAGGUGAGUGGCCCAUCUGCAGAGCCGCCUCUACCCACUGCCUGUGCUGUGGCUGAGGGAAAAGACAGCUGGGUACUGGUCUUGGCAAGGGCUCCUGGAAGUUCUCCUUUUCCAGCUUGUGUCCCAGUGGAGACCCAGCGACUAGGAGCACACCACAUUUCCCGGGGAAUGCUGAAAGUCUGGCAGGGAGGCAGGGGUUCAAGGAGGAUCUCCUCUCCCUGUUAUGCCUGCCGACACUCCCAGCAGACCAUCCCUCCUGCCUUCACACAGCAUCCCCAUCCAACAAGCGUAUAAAUGCAAUAACAGGUAGAGUAGAACUGCUUGGUGAGUGGCCAUCACCCACCGCCCACUGCCUGCAGGGAGACAGCGGCACAGCCCUCUUUCCCAUGCCUGGCCCUGGCCUGCCCCUGGUAUAGCGGCAGCAGGCAGGCUUCCCAAAGUCACAGUGGCCACUGUGGGAGUAAUGACUACACUUGGUCAAUAUCACAGGAACCCUGGGCCUGGGAAGAGGCUGAGUCUGAAAUAAACUCUGCUGUUUAAAGGCUGGGCUCGUGUCCUCACCUGUGUCUGCUGCGAGGGGCAGAAGCUUUCUGCUGGCGCCUGGGGACACACCUACACCUAGGCUUCACAGACUGCAGGCAGGAAGCCCUGGGUCCCUUGUGGAUCUACCCACAGCCCCAGCGAGCUUUGCCCAUCCCAGAGGCCCCUUCCCUGACCUUCCAGAAGGACACCAGGCCUGCAGGACAAACCUAGACCUGGGCUUGGCUACACAGCGUAGGGCACGAAGCUCCUCAGUCCUCUGGGAGCUCCAUCCGAGGGGAACAGAGGAAUCUACAGGAGGUCACUUCUCUUCCACAGCUCUCAGCCUGUUCUGGCCUAGCGUCCAAUUUGGGGGAUCAAGGCCAUGCUGGGCCCAGGAAUGCUCUUUGGGCUCCACCCCAGGAGUGUCAGGCUGGUGGGUGGGGCUCCCCCUCUUCCUCCCCUAGGCUACCUUCCAGCUGGUGGAAGGGGCACAGGGCUGUCUCCUUCCUGGCCCAUUCAUUCGGUACCUACCAUGCCCAAAGCACAUCCACACAGCCGCACCCCAGGGGCACACAGCUGCAGGCAGCUGCCAUAGGGAGAAAACAGCAGGCUGAAGACCUCACCCGGGCCACCCUCACCGCCUUCUCAGGCCUGGGCUGCCCGACUUGGGCCUGUUCAAAGGGAGGGAGAGUUCUGUACCACACAGGUGCAGUGCUGUUCUGUGCCUGGUGGGCCUCUCACCCUGCCCACCCUCCAGACCUCUGUCCCAUUCUAUCUGGCCCAUGGUCUGCACUUCAAAAUAGACAGUUAUAGUCUCAGCAAUCUGGGAAGCUGAGGCAGAAGGAUUUCACACUCAAGGCCAUCCUAGAAUAUAGUGGGUCCCUGUCUCAAAAACCCAACAGACAAAGCAGUGUCAGAUAUUUCGGUGGAGCACCCCAAGCUGCAAGUCCAAGGGUGACCCUCCAACCUGCAACAUUCCUCCCACACUGCUGCUUCCUUCAUCGACUGUUAGAGGAGGAAGUAGAUUAAAAAUGCCGGCGCCAAAGGUACAAGAUCCCAAUA